Messenger RNA from Phlebotomus papatasi, 1762 nucleotides. Its product is annotated as retinol dehydrogenase 11-like. The record is from RefSeq and is a predicted model, not a curated record. Bases 234 to 1256 code for a protein of 340 amino acids. The transcript has 4 exons. Lineage: Eukaryota; Metazoa; Arthropoda; Insecta; Diptera; Psychodidae.
UUGGUCAAAUCAUUAUUUCGUCUGAAGUUGGACAACUACUCAUUUAUAAAAAGCUAAUAUUAUUACAAAUUUCAGUGUCAUUUGUAUCAAUAUGUGUAUUUUUCUAUUUUCGUUUUUUAUCUUUCUAAAUGUUAUCAUGUUGUGUGACGUGUUGGAGAGAUAAGCGUAAUUUAGUUGCUUGUUUCAUUUCACUUUUCGGCAAAUCAUUCAUAUUUUGACCGUGCGGGAAUAAAAUGGAGUUGCUUAAUAAUUUUUCCGGACAAAUUGCUCUCCUGAGAGAAAAAAUUCCACUGGAGAAUUAUCUCUUUGGGGCAGCGGCUGCUGCAAUGGGUAUCUACUGGCUUAGGAAGUACUGUGAAGGUGGUCAGUUCCAGAAGGAUCAUGUGAAAAUGGAUGGAAAAGUGGUCAUAAUUACUGGAGCUAAUACAGGAAUUGGGAAGGAGACAGCCCUUGAUUUGGCCAGGAGGAAUGCCAAGAUUUAUCUGGCAUGUCGUGACUACGAUCGCUGUGAAUCAGCUCGUAAGGAAAUUGUCCAAGCAACAGGGAACACAGAAGUUUACAAUAGGCACCUUGAUCUCAAUACUCUGGAUUCAGUCCGAGAAUUUGUUGAAGAAUUUUCAAAGGAGGAGAAGCAUCUGGACGUUCUGAUCAACAACGCUGGAGUUAUGUUUAUCCCGCAUUCGAUAACAAAAGAAGGUUGUGAAAGAACCCUCCAGGUUAAUCACUUGAGUCACUUCCUCUUGUCUCAUCUUCUGCUUGAUCACCUUAAGAGAGCUCCUCAAGGAAGGAUCGUGAAUGUGUCUAGUUUGGCUUAUGCUUACGCAAAAAUUAAAAAGGACGAUCUUCAUCUUGAAAAAUCCUUCAGUAAGAUGCAGGCUUAUGCUAAUUCGAAACUUGCUCAAGUCCUUACAACUCAAAGAUUUGCCGAGGAAUUGGAAGGAACCGGUGUUACUGUUAACAGUCUCCACCCAGGAUCUAUUAAAACAGAAAUCGGAAGAAAUGUCGCAAAGCCUCUAAUAUGGAUAUUUUCAAUUUUUACAAUUUUUACUAAAUCCGUCAAAUCAGGAGCUCAAACGACGAUUCGUUUAGCUGUUGAUCCUGAUUUAUCAACGGUUUCUGGAAAAUACUUCAGUGACUGUGAAGAAGUUCCAGAUAAGAAAUUGGAAGGACAAGGAAGGGAUGAAGAUAUCAGAGAUUUUAUCUGGAACGAGAGCAUUCGUCUGGCCAAAAUUCCCAAUGAUUUCCGUUACCAGUGAUUUUGGAUUGCCUCUAAGUUAAAAUUCACAAGCAUAACCAGAUUGAGAUUUAAGUACAUACUGUUAAUAAUUCCAAGUAAAGAAGUUUCUCGGAUUGAGGAAAAGUGGUAUGUUGUACGAGAUAUUUAGUGUUGUCCAUACUUAAAUUUCGGUUUAUAACCAUAUUAAUAACCCUAAUAACCAAUUUAAUCUGAUUAUGAUCGUGAAUUUGACUAUCAUAAUCAGUAGACAAACAUAUUUUGAAACAAAGUGUUAUAAGAAAAAAUGCAUGAAGAAAAAUAAAUGAGACUUUUCUUUUCAACUCAAAUCGAUGCUAUAUCAUUAUAGUAAUUAAACUGUCUUUUUAUCAAUAUGGUACAUGUAUAUCUAAGUUAUUAAGUUUUUAUGCAAGAAAAUUGUGUAAUAAAUUCAAAAACACGCGAUAGCGAAUAAUAUUUUAAUUGUCUUAUGGUGUCAUUACUCUUGGUCAUUAAAAUUAUAAUGCGAGGCACAUAAAUUGUUACUAA